AUGGACGAUCUUAAGGGACAAUUGGAUGCCCAGGGCAAAGAAACGGAGAAGUAUGUGCAUCAUCUUCGGGAGAAGGAGGAGGAGCUGAGUCGAGCAGUUGCUCUUUCCCAUCUUCAGCCCGAGCUCGACGCAGAAAAGGCCAAGAACCGUCAGAUGAGGAGUGAACUGGUCGCCAUGACCAAAUAUAACCGGAGCCUCGAAGCCGAGAAGAUUGGCCUCAACCGGGAUAACGCUCAAGUUUCCUCGAAGCUAGAUGAGCUUGAGAUCGCUUUCUCCCAACUCCGGGAGGAGUUGGAUGUGGUAAAGUCGGAUGCUUCCAGCUUGGCCGAGAGGAACCGGCUUCUUGAAUCUGAGAGUGCUCGGUAUCAGGAGCGUGCCAGGGUGUUCGAAGAGAAAGCAGAGACCAGGUCCCGGAUGUGCGAGGACCUGAAGAACGAACUUAAGGAAACGGCCGCUGCAAAUGACACCCUCCAGGCCGAGCUUCAAUCAACCAUUCAAAUGCAAAAUAUUCUUGGGGAGGCUCGGGAUGCUCUUGAGGCAAAGCUGGCCCAGACCGAGGCUGAAUUGGAUGAAGCUCAGAGAAGCGUGGAGACCGCCGAGGCUCAAGUUAUCAUUGUUGCUCAGUACGAGAAAUGA
Lycium barbarum (goji berry) is the source of this 636-nucleotide messenger RNA. RefSeq lists its product as uncharacterized. NCBI's taxonomy places the organism in Eukaryota, Viridiplantae, Streptophyta, Magnoliopsida, Solanales, Solanaceae. The transcript has a single exon. The record is from RefSeq and is a predicted model, not a curated record. Bases 1 to 636 code for a protein of 211 amino acids.